AGGAAACAGCAGGUUGAUGGCUCUUCGAGUGACAGUAUAUAGGAGAGCAGAGCUGCCUGUAGCUUCAGCACGGAUUAUCAUCACCAUAAGGAAGUUUGAAACAGUUUGAAGAUGUCCAGUGAGAAGAACCCUGAGGUGGUCGGCUGCGAUGCCUCCAUCAUGAAGAAUGUCUGGGAGAUCAGAGGGCGGGAGUAUACACAGAAGCUUCAGGCGGAGGAGGAAAGAAUAGAGAAGAGCGCCCUGCCUUCUAUUAACCAGGACUGGCAAAAUCGUUUAUCUGCCAGACUGGGAACCUACAAAAGAGUGGAGAGGAAAACUAAACCUGCUGAGGAUCAAAAAGACAACAGCAAUGUCUGGAAGAGCAAGAGACCCCAGGUUCCUCCUACUCUUCCCCGUAGCACAGGUUCAGGUCCACUUGGUAGACCAGGAGGCCAGAGAGGAGGCUUCUCCACUCCAGCAGUCCCCACCUACAAGGACAACAAGGGACAGGACAAGAGUUCAAACAGGCUACAGUUACUCAUGUUCAUCAACCAGACUCAACCUUCUGCCAUCGUGUGGGGGAAGUCAUGGAAGUACAACAAGUGCUUGCCAUCACCAGAAGAGGGUGCUGCAGCUGCAUCAGACUGGGGCAGGUGCUGGAUGUUUGCUACCCAGCAGCCUUACUCUGAACCAGGCAAACCUUGGCUAAACGGGCCCAACAUGACAGAUCCUCACAACCUUCAUCUCUGGAAGAAACCUGACUACAGGAUGGUGGAAUCAGAAGAGCUAGACAUCAGUCUUUCCCCUGAGGAGUGGCAGAUGUCCUGGAGAAAAUCUAACAAAUACAAUAAGAAGGGAGAUGGAUCUUCCAUAAAUGGAGAGAAUGACCCCAAAUCUAACUUCUUCACCUGGUUGGUGGAGAGUCAGCACCGCAAUGAAUCCUUGUACUCAUCAGAGUGGACUGACUCUUGGAAAUCCACUAAGCCAGCAAGUCAGCAGGAUAAUUUCACCGUCUCAAAUGAUAGUGUAAUGAACGAGUCUAUUGGUAACAAGCAAGAGAAGGAUACAGACAUGAGCUCAGAAUGGAAAGAAAGUUGGAGACUUGUCAACCACCAUGGCUGCAACAAAUACAUGUCUCAAGUUAAACAUUCUCACAGUCCAGAGUGGGCCAGUUCAUGGAGAGCAGCUGUGGUGGUCAGCAACAACCACAGGAAUUCUGAUCCCUCUUUAAAACAAGAUCACAGAAAUACCUACAAUGAUUACAGCCAGCAGAAAGACCCACAUUUCCACAAAGAUUUGCUUAUGUCACAUGAGCAGAAAUACAGAGAUAUGUGCAUGCAGCUCUGCAUUGAAUUUAAGGCUCCCUCUGAGUGGAGUAAAUCAUGGCAGGUGACAAAAAACAAUUCUAAACCGUGUGACGAAAUGGAGAAAAUCCUGAAGCUCUCCCAAUCAAGGAUGGAGACAGCUUUUGAGGCUCAGAAGAUGGAGAAGAACACCAAUGGGCAUUAUUCAACAUCAGAAAAAACUGACCCAUGCUAUGAGCAAGUUAUAUAUCACCCAAAGAGAGAAUUCACCCGAUCUAACCUGCUAGAUCAGAAACACCUAAAAAAUGUCUUAUCCACUUCAGAAUGGAGGGACUCCUGGAAGACACUGAAACACAGAAUGAGAAUGGAGAGAAGAAGAAUGAGGCCUGACCCUACCAGGUCUUUUAAGUCAUCUGACAAGGGAGGAGACAUAAAGCCCAGUGCCUCAGAGUGGAAAGACUCAUGGAAAUUCGCCUGUCGUCCUCUGCGUCAGGAGCCUGAGUUUUGGCAGCAGGGUUGGUCCACAAUGUCCCAAGUCCGAGUAGAUCGUGCAAUGGAGCAAGACCACUUUGCACCUGUCGAACUUCCUAAGAAUGGGCCAACUGGGGAACGAAGUUGGGUAGAGUCAUGGAGGUUCUCAAAGCAGCAGCACCGAUCAGACAGACAGGCUACGGCACAAACCAGCCAAGGAAGGUCAAAUGUGGCUUCCAACCAUCCUGUUGAUUCAUGGACAAACAUGUCAGCCAGACACACAAGUCAUGCUAGAUCAGACUGGCAGGAAGCCUGGAUGGUCUCAGAAACUCAGUUCCACCAUGACAAACCCUCCUUAACCCAGUGGAGGGAAGCCUGGAAGUGGUCUGCCUUCAACCCAGACCACUGGGCUGAGCAUGUGCCUCAAGGGCAUGAUAUGGAUGUGUUAAUGGAAAUCCAACCCCAGAGAGAGAGGAUUUCCUUGCAGAGAGCCAAAGCUAAAAUGAGCCGAUCUUUUGAGAGCCAGAUGUUUAAAGAAAGAUAUCCUGAGAAACAAUGGAGCACUUCAUGGAGAACUGGGAAAAGCACUAGCAGCACUACUCAGCAACACCAUACCACUAACAAUGGGCAUGGAACCAAGUGGGGAAUGUCAUUCAGGCUCGCCAACCCCAUGCCCCACAUGGAGCAGCCCUGGGUGGAGUCCUCUCCUAAUCCAUGUUACUAUACAAUCAUGUGGUCAAGAGGAAAAUACAUACAAAAUAACAUCAACACCAACUUCGGAAGCAACCCUGCAACCAUCAGGCUUUGGGGAAGCUCCUAUCGGUUCCUGCAGGGGAUCGGUGCACAGAUCAAAGAUAAAACUAAAUUUAAGGAACCUGUUGACUCGAGGGUGAUUAUAACUAAAAAGACACAAACAAAGAAGCAUUUGUACUCCAACAUAGAGAAGGAGAAACAAAAAGACAGGAAGUGGGCAGGAUGCCACCUGUUGGGUAAAACUCAACCACGUCCCAAAAAAGGCACUGGUUCAGUUAAGAAGAUUCAAAUGGAGAAUGAAAACAAAGACAAGUUCUUUGAAGAGUGGGCUGAAUCUUGGAGGUUCUUGGUCCGGCCUGGUAUGAUGAAAAAGAUGCCUGUCAAGUCGCUCUCAGGUUGGGAUGAGUCAUGGAAGUUCCUUAUUCCACUGUACCAGGUAUUGAAUGGCCCAAAGACCAAGUAGAGGGCAUGGCUCAAGUCAACAUUAAAACAGGACAAAUACAUAUGUGAAUAAAAAAACAACAAAAAACUAAAAGCUGUACCACAUGCAAUUUUUCUUUGUUUCACAGAAUUUAUUUGUGAUGGUCAGGUAUGCAACACUCAAGCAAAAUUAUAAACUAACUGAAUUGAAUGGUAAAAGGUUAGCUUCCAUUGACAUAUAAAAAACAAAACAAAUAAAAAAACAUCACACAUCACUAUCUCCAAUAUCGUACAAAUACAACCAUUAAUAAUAUUCUUGUCAGUUCCUCAGAACAAGUAUGAGUCUCGUUUAAGAGAACUACAGCAUAUUUCAACACACACUGACUAAUGUAGCAAUUAAACCUACUCGUUGCUGUAACUGAUGAUGUAAGGAAAACAAGAAAGAUAAUAAAAAAGAAGAGACUGAUUUAAAGAAGAAAAAUGUAAGUUAAGUACUGAAAUGAGAUGUUGAAAUCUUUGUGAUGCUGGAAAGAAGGAAGUAAAAGUAAGUGUAUUCUUCUAUUUAUAAAAGUACUGUGUUUUGAUUAAAGGAUAUAU
Molecule: messenger RNA, 3524 nt
Organism: Larimichthys crocea (large yellow croaker)
Lineage: Eukaryota; Metazoa; Chordata; Actinopteri; Sciaenidae
Exons: 3
Coding region: 112-2970 (952 amino acids)
Source: RefSeq, a predicted model, not a curated record